AUGACGAUGGCACUGGUGCCUGGGGAGGAGGAGUCCGCGACAAUCCCGAUCAGCUCGCGGCCUGAGUUCUCCAAACCCUGCCAGCCUCGGUUCCAGCCGCAGCCUCGAGCACCGCACGAGCUCCACACAGAGCUUCUGGGCUUGUGCAGCAACCAUUUGGAACUGUUGGGGCAAUUGCUGGCAGCAAGCACCGCCAUGUCGCCAGAAGCGGCCAUCACAGCUUGGGCAAAGAGCGUCGAACCACUGAAGGAGGCUCUGAGGGAUGGCAGGUUGUCCAAGGCGCCCACAGAGCCGCCUGCGUCGAACGAGCCCGAGUCGCCGUUAUCGUCGAGUCCCUCUGCGAUUGGUCGCACACGUUUGGCACAAGUAGAGGGUGCAACAGAUAGUGUUACUCCAAACAUUCGGAUGUCAACAGGAAGCAUGGAGAGAGGAGCCAACCCGGAGAUGUUGUUUAAAGGUGCGACCAUCUCCGAUAUGUUGGGGGUUGAUGCGACGGACUGGGGCUCUCAGAGCUCCAACAGGCACAUCGAGAAGCUGAGGGUCUAUCUGCACACGAAGCAGGUGGAGGUGUUUUGGUUAGUGUCACGGUGGCGGCUCUUCCUGAACACCGUCAACAUGAUCGUCGAGGAGCAAUACGAAGGCGGGCGUGUUGGCCACAGCCUGGGCGUCUACAGCGAGAUGGGCUCCGACAGAAACCUAUCCUUGGAGGGCACCCUGAAGGCGAUGGAGGCAAUGUUCGCCCUUAUGUUCACCAUUGAACAGCCUUAUGGCUGA
Molecule: messenger RNA, 774 nt
Organism: Prorocentrum cordatum
Lineage: Eukaryota; Dinophyceae; Prorocentrales; Prorocentraceae
Source: the annotation of a GenBank genome assembly